AAAUCAUUCUUUGGUUGACGUCUGGACCUCUUUCUUCUCCGCUUUCCAAGAGCUUUCUGUGUCUGUUUUCGAUCUGGUUCCAUAGUUAUGAAAUGUCCCACAUUCCUAAUCAUCUUUGUAAGACUUGUGUUCAUUCAUCAGCCUUGUUACUGUCCCUUAUUGAAGUACCGGAGCUUCAGUACUCAGUGUUGUAUUCUGAAGUAGUUACUUGCAACUGAGACUAUGAGCGGAGGGAUUCGGACAAGCGUGAAGGGGUACCUUUUAGCGCAACGCCUCACUUUGGCCUUGGACCCAUUGUUGGAAAAUGAGAACAUCAACAACAAUGUCACAGCUCCCCUAGAUCCACCUCCACAUCCAGUUGAGGACAGUCAGGAGACGACAAUGGAUUCAACUACAUAUGGGCUCGGUAUCUGUGACGGUAACAUUCCUUGCUUCCCAAUGUUGAACUCUGCAAAGAGCAUGGCUUCAUACAGGACUAGAACCAGAGCUGAGAGCCCCCCUCCCCAAGGUGUGAAUUUGAAUAGCAACAUACCAUCUGUGUCGGUGCCUUUAUCUCCUCAGACGGAGGGUGAGAGAUUGCAGUCCUUCAACUUGAAGAGCUUCCACUAUAAUGAACUGAAAACAGUCACCAGGAACUUUCGUCCUGAUGGUAUUCUGAGUGGAGGUUUUUGUUCUUUCUAUAAGGGGUGGAUCGAUGAGCGAUCGUUCACAGCUGCCAAGCCCGGUUCCGGCAUGGCCGUUGCAAUAAAGAGGCUUAACCAACAAGGCACCCUGCAGAGUCACAAGGAAUGGAUGGAAGAAGUUAACUGCGUUGGACAGCUGAGUCACCCAAAUCUUGUAAAACUUAUUGGUUACUGCCUAGAGGAUGACAAGCGGCUUCUGGUGUAUGAAUUUGUGCCUAAAGGCAGUUUGGAAAAUCAUAUUCUUAGAAAGGUUUCUUCUUGCUUUCAAAUACUGUCAUGGAACCUGCGCAUGAAGAUUGCACUCGGUGCUGCUAAGGCUCUAGCAUUUCUUCAUGAUGAGGCAAAAUGCAUAUAUGUGGACUUUGAGACAUCUAAGAUCCUUCUUGAUUCAAACUAUAAUGUCAAAAUAUAUGGUUAUGGUUUAGCCCAGGAAGGGCCUGAAGGUUAUAGAACCCGUCUCUUGGAUAUGGAUAAACUUCCUUGGUAUGAGGAUAAAUUGAUUGAGCACAACGGCGGGCCUUAUACAGCUCCUGAGUAUAUAUUUGCAGGUGCAGAUCACUUGACCCCCAGAAGCGAUGUGUACAGUUUUGGAGUUGUUCUGCUCGAAAUCUUGUCAGGCCGACGAGCAAUUGACAUAAGCCGGCCAGUGGCAGAACAUGAUUUAGUUCGGUUUGCUUUUACCAAGGUUCCCAGGAAACAAAUAGUUCACCAAAUUAUUGACAUUCGUAUGGAAGGCCACUACUCUAAGUCUAGAGCUGUCAAAGCACUUAAACUUGCAAGACAAUGCCUGUCAGUGGACUCCAAGCUUAGGCCAGACAUGCAUCAGGUGAUAGAAAUAUUGGAGAACCUUCAGUCCUCUGGUGACAGGGAAGCCAGCCUCUGGGACCUCUCAAACUGAAUCUGGCCAAAAUCUUCAUGGAAAUUCUUGCAAUGAUCCCAACUAUCACCGGAGCAGAAUCAAUCGCAGGCCCAAAGCAACAGCUGCUUCUCCUCCCACGGCAUCUGUUUCGUGAACUCUUUAUUUCCGGUUUUCAGCAGUUUCAUCAUUCAAGUAAAAUGGGAAUUGAGGCAAAAAGGAGGGAAUAUAAUUAAGAAAAAAGAUUAAGAAACAAUGCAUUACUGUAACGAAUACUACCGCAACAAAUGAUUCUUGGUUUGUCUAA
Messenger RNA from Rosa rugosa (rugosa rose), 1846 nucleotides. RefSeq names its product receptor-like cytoplasmic kinase 176. Gene Ontology annotation, molecular function: ATP binding; protein kinase activity. Lineage: Eukaryota; Viridiplantae; Streptophyta; Magnoliopsida; Rosales; Rosaceae. The record is from RefSeq and is a predicted model, not a curated record. Bases 223 to 1581 code for a protein of 452 amino acids. Gene Ontology annotation, biological process: protein phosphorylation. The transcript is spliced from 9 exons.